This is a messenger RNA of Penicillium malachiteum, 2202 nucleotides long. It is a transcript of the gene nop9, whose product is annotated as RNA-binding RNA processing protein NOP9. NCBI's taxonomy places the organism in Eukaryota, Fungi, Ascomycota, Eurotiomycetes, Eurotiales, Aspergillaceae. Gene Ontology annotation, cellular component: 90S preribosome; preribosome, small subunit precursor; nucleolus. The transcript has a single exon. The coding region runs from base 1 to 2202 and encodes 733 amino acids. The record is from RefSeq and is a predicted model, not a curated record. Gene Ontology annotation, biological process: endonucleolytic cleavage to generate mature 5'-end of SSU-rRNA from (SSU-rRNA, 5.8S rRNA, LSU-rRNA); endonucleolytic cleavage in 5'-ETS of tricistronic rRNA transcript (SSU-rRNA, 5.8S rRNA, LSU-rRNA); endonucleolytic cleavage in ITS1 to separate SSU-rRNA from 5.8S rRNA and LSU-rRNA from tricistronic rRNA transcript (SSU-rRNA, 5.8S rRNA, LSU-rRNA). Gene Ontology annotation, molecular function: RNA binding.
AUGCCUCGUGAAAAGGAAAAGAGAGGCCGUCGAGCCGAGAAAAAGACUAAAAAAGAGGAGGACUCAAAGCGAAAAUUUGACGAUGCCCCUGAAGAGCCUGUCGCAAAGCGCAUGAGGCCCUCCGACCCCGAAGCCGAUGCCGACGCCGAGAUCACCCACGAUACAGCUACACCCUUCGAUCCUACAGCAGACCGUAUCUCUGUUGGAGAAGGCGAAGGCGAGGAGAAUAGGCAGCAAGAGGGAGGCGAUGUCGAUGAGAAUGGAAAUGUUUUCUUCGGUUUGCUCGAUGAGGACGAAGCUGAAUACUUUUCGCGCGCCAAUGAGAUGCUUGAAUCCAACCAAUUCGGCGAUGCUGAAGAGAAGCACCUAUUCAUUGAGAGCGUAUGGCGUGAGGCCAAUGGAAAGGAAUUGAAGGUCGCCUGUAGUCAGGGUUGUUCGAGACUGAUGGAGAAGCUGAUCUCCAUGUCAGAUGCCCGCCAGAUUCGACGACUCUUCAGCAAGUUUCUGGGCCACUUCCUUCACCUUGUCCAACAUCGAUUCGCCAGUCAUUGCUGUGAGACUUUGUUCAUCAAUGCAGCUCCGGCGUUUAUGCAGAAGCCUUCAAAGGCAGAGAGAAAGGAGCAGGAAGAGCAGGACGGAGACGAAGAACCAGAGCUAUCAUUGGCGGAAAUGUUCGUGGCUAUGAUUGAUGAGCUGAAACCAUACUGGGAAUUUCUGUUGACCGAAAGAUUUGCGUCGCAUACUAUCCGAGUGUUAUUGUUGGUUCUAGCUGGAGAGCCAGUGGAUGUUUCAUCCACAGACUCACCAGUUGCGAGCCGUAAGAAAGAAAGACUGGGCCUCGCGACCUCCAAGCCGGAGGAUGAGGAGGAGGAGAAGAAGAAGGCUGCUCCUCAGAAGCGAAGCGUCCCAGAAUCCUUCCAGACUGCACUGAAAAAGAUCAUGAGUGAUAUGGGCUCUAGUCUUACCGAUGUGUACCUCCGCUCCCUGGCUACCCACGAACUUGGGAACCCUGUUCUCCAAGUCAUGCUAUUCCUGGAGCUCUCUCACUUUGGCAAGUCAAGCGCUCAGGAUCCCAAGUCGAUCCUCCGACGACUCCUUCCUGACGAGUCUUUCGAGGAGGGUACCGAGACCGCCACAUUUAUUCGUGGUCUGCUCUAUGACCCUGUUGGCUCUCACCUUGUUGAGACCAUGGUGCGCCACAUGCCCGGAAAGGUCUUCAAAAAUCUCUACAAGAACAACCUGCGCGAGCGCAUUGGAUCGCUAUCCCGCAACCAAACCGCAGGAUAUGUGGUUUUACGAAUCCUAGAGCGUCUUGGAAAGGACGACUUGAAAGAUGCAAUGGACCUCAUCAUCCCCGAAGUUCCCGGAUUGAUCGAGAGAUUUAGACUUAUCGUACCUCGUGUGCUGAUUGAACGAUGUGUUAUUCGCAAUGUCGACACCAAGCCUUUUGCUCAAGCACUAAAGAAUGCCUUUGACAGCGACCCCACAGCCCGCCUUGAACAAAUGCUCCGACUCAAUGUCAAUGGCGAGGAGGCUCCACAAGAGGAGGAGGACCAAGAAAUGGAAGAGGCAGAUGAGGAGGGACAAAGAGAGCGAAGGGAACGAAAGAAGAAGACUUUGUCCACCCCGGCUGCAGAGAAGCUUCACGGCUCCCUAUUUGCACAAUCUAUGCUGUCUGUUCCAGGCCCAAUGAGUGAGCUUAUUUACACCAGUCUCCUGGCCCAAUCACCCGAAACGAUCAUAAAGCUUGCCAAGGAAGCAACCUCAUCUCGUGUCUUGCAACAAGCCUUGACAUCGAAAACCUCAAAACCCCAAUUCCGUCGACAGUUCACAACUCGAUUCCAGGGUCAUAUGGUCGAACUUGCUCAAGAUAACAGUGGAUCCCACGUGGUGGAUUGUCUUUGGGAGGCAACAAAGGACAUCUUCUUUGUUAAGGAGCGAAUGGCCCAGGAGCUUGCCGCUGAGGAAAUGCUUCUCCGUGACUCAUUCAUUGGCCGAGCAGUGUGGCGAAACUGGUCAAUGGACCUCUACAAGCGCCGUCGGGGUGAAUGGACUGGUCGGGCAAAGGGCAUUGAGCGACAGCUUGCAGGUAUGGAGAUUAGUACUGGUGAACGACCCAAGUCCAAGAUUGAGAUGGCAAGAGAGCGAUAUGCCGCGAAACGCAAUGAGGAGGAGGCUCAACAGGCCGCUGCGGCUUCCUGA